AUGUUAGCUUUGUUACAAAGUCUUUUUCACAAUGUUCAAGUUGAGGUGUUGCUUUCUGGUGCAACAUCCAGAUCAUUCCAACCAUUGACUGGCGUUAUGCAAGGAUCUGUGCUUUCUCCCCACCUUUAUUCUGUGUACAUAAAUUCUCUACCAGUUGCUCUUCGUGCUGCAGGGGAACUUUGUCACACAGUAUUUAAUCAGACUGCUGCCACAAGACUCAAUGAUCAAUUAGUCAAUUCACUACUUUUUGCUGACGAUGUUGCCAUCAUUGCUAUACCAGAAGCUAUGCCUGUCAUUCUGAAUUCUGCUGAACAACAUUCUCAAGAGCUAGGAUAUCGUUGGAGUCCCACCAAGUGCAUGAUCCUUCACCAUUCUUGUUCUCUUUCUCCUUUGUCAUUCUCUCUCUACAAUGUGCCUAUUCCUCAUGCUCAUUCGUUUCCUUACCUUGGUGUUCCCUUCUCAGCAAAGGGGACUAUUGAUCCAUCUCUUCUCAUCUCUCGUAAUUGUGUCUCUGCUAUCAACAGCAUGCGUGCUCUCCAAUCACUUGGUGUCAAUCACACUGGGUUGUCACGUCUACUCUCAAUUCGUUUGUAUCACCAGUUUAUUCGUCCACAAUUUGAGUAUGGCCUGGCAAUAUCCUGCUUCAACAUCAAACAAGUUGCUGUGCUUGAAAAGGCCCAGAACACAUGCUUACGCAUGAUUUUUGGAGGUCACUCCACAUCUUCUACAUCUGUUUUCCGUCACCUUGGGAAUCUUUCUAGCAUGAGGGAGAGGAUCUUGACUCUUGGUUUCAAGUUUGUAUAUCGUGCUUUCUGGUUGCCUGAUGAGGCUCUGUUUACUCUUCUUCGACCUGUUCUUACAAACCCAGCACACCAAUGGUUUAAGCUUUUAGCUAAUCCCAUUUGGUUGUCUCUCUCCAAUCGUCAGAAUGCUGAUUCUAAAGCUUGCAAGCAUGCCAUUCGUUCAUUUUUGAACCAGGGCCUCUUCUUGCAACGCUCUCAACAAAUACUUCUCUCUGCUUGCCGUCCUUCUCCUGGUGUUGACCCUAUUCUCUGGCUUCCCAUGACUAACUAUGAACGUAGUAGAUUCAUACGCUGGCGUAUGGGAUGGCUUCCUGGACGUCCUCAACCUUGUUUCUGUGGAUUGCAUACCACCAGCCGUCAUCAUAUCAUUGAGUGCACUGGAGCUGCAAUUCGUCUCCAUCUCUAUUCUACAGUACAACCCAAUCCAAUUGAUUAUGUACUCAAUAUGCUGCCUAUGAAGAAACUUAAAAACAACAAGAACAAUGCCUUCUGGAUCUUUACUUGGCCAAUUCUUUGUAGAAUAAUGUUGGACAUAGAACAGAUCUGUCUCCCUGGGGUUGAUCUUGCUGAUCAUGCUGCAACAGACAGAGGACAACUCUUCUUAAACUGGCUACCCAAAUGA
Messenger RNA from Phycomyces blakesleeanus NRRL 1555(-), 1425 nucleotides. RefSeq lists its product as hypothetical. The record is from RefSeq and is a predicted model, not a curated record. The coding region runs from base 1 to 1425 and encodes 474 amino acids. Lineage: Eukaryota; Fungi; Mucoromycota; Mucoromycetes; Mucorales; Phycomycetaceae. The transcript has a single exon.